This is a messenger RNA of Closterium sp. NIES-67, 1730 nucleotides long. The record is from the annotation of a GenBank genome assembly. NCBI's taxonomy places the organism in Eukaryota, Viridiplantae, Streptophyta, Zygnematophyceae, Desmidiales, Closteriaceae.
UUGUCUCGGUUGCAUGCAGUUUCGACCUCUCAAGCAGCAGCCCCCCGUUCUAACCCAUCCAAACACCUGGUGGGAACACACCCACUCCUCUUCCUCCUCCUCCUCCUCCUCCUCUCUACCCUCCUGGUUCCUGCCCUCGUCCCUCCUCGCCUUCCUAUGGCAAUCCUCCUAUGCCUGUAAGCACACUCUGGAGCUGCUCUUAGGGGAGCCGCUAGGGGAGGCUCUCUCAUCCCCACUAUUGUCUGCUUUUAUAACGCUCAUUGUUAUCUACACUGUUGGCACGUGCCUGGGUGGUUUGUCCACUCCAGCUGCGAGAGCAAAUGGGGUUCUGGAGGAGGUAGAGGAGGAGGAGGAGGAGGAGGAAGGGGAGGAGGAGGAGGAAGAGGAGGAGGAAGGAGAGGAAGACGGAGAGGAAGGGAGAGAGGGAUGGGUGGGAGAGCAGCAGAGGAUGCAACGGGUGAAGAAGAGAGAGGAGGAGAGAUCAGCACAGGAAUCAGUGAAGGCGUGGCAAAGAAAACGACUGAGCAUGUGGGAGCACCCCUCUGAGCAACCCCCAUCUGUCUAUCCUCCGCUUUCCACAGUCACCACCAGCACCAGCAGCACCAGCAGCAGGGAUGCAGCAAGGAGUGUCGGCAGGAGCAGUGGCGGCAGCAGCAGAGGGAGGAGAAAAGAGCAGCCAGGCAGGGUUGAGGGCAGAGUGGUGGAGCUCUCUUCGCCCACGGAUUGCUGGUGGCUGCCGGCUGAAAGGCGAACCGGCAGCAGCAGCAGCAGCAUGUCAUAUAGCAGUGGUAACAUGGCGCCAUAUGCUGUGGUGUUGGUGCUACGAGAUUGCGCGCCGUCUGAGAAAGACGCAGCUCUGACUAACUACAAAGAGGUAGCAUCGUCCUUCGUCAACGAAUCGAGACUCAUCUUCUCCUACGUUGACUGCUCUAAACACCACGCCUGGCUCGCAUUGCUCUCGCUUUUCUCUCCCCUGCGAAAGGGAGGAACAAUAAGUGAGGGUGCGGAGUUGAGCCAUGGGGACGGGUGUCGCAUCAGAGAAGGGAGUGGGAAGGAGAGAGAGGAGGGGCAGGAGGAAAGCGAAGGGUGGGUGGAGGUGGAGAGUGAAGGGAUGGCAAGAAAUAGGAGUGAAGGGAGCAAAGAUAGAAGAUCCGGGCUUGGUGUUGGAACAGCAGCAGUAAUAGCAUGGCACCCGCAUAUGACCAAAGCUCAGUGUAUAGGGGACAUACAGAGCGGCACAGUGGAUGUGCUUGUAACAAGAGUGGAGCGGCUUUUAGACGGCUCGUCUGGCCCAUGGGUGCAAGCGACAUGGCCUGCUUUGACAUGACUCCAUGAGUCAUGACCCUUUCUAAGCGAUUCACUUGCUCACGGUCAAAGGUGGUGCUCUUGCUUGUUUGUACAUAUUCACCUCACAUGUGAGUGUGGCAUGUGAGUUGUACCAUCGUGAAUCAUGAUUCACUACACCCUAGACUUGCAGCAAUGGUGCUGUUGCGUAUUUGUUUGUUGGUAAUUGAAUCUCUGGCCCUCUGUGGCAAAUGUGCUAGUCAUCUAUAGGUAGUGCAGGCUAAAGGCAGUGCAGCGCAGAUUCUCCAGUAAGAUACGAUAACUACAGCACCUAGCACAGUUUGGAGCAAUGCCUGAUGUGAAUAUUAGCCCACACUGUCAAAUGUAACUUAGGUUGUUACUGUAGACUAUACUGGAUUGUGCCUUUGAGGGUACGAUACCCUAGU